AAAAGAGAGAAUCACAGAAUCAAGGGCUCAGCGCGAGAACGUCAGUCAGACAGUCAAUCACUUGCCAGCCACCGAAUAGGAAGGAAGUACCAAUCCAUCCCUCCAGCCAGCCAUACCCUACAUUACACCAACUGAAUAAAAAUGACGCAACCUACAGAGGAUAAUAAGGACAUGAUACAGCGAGAUGUGGAUGCUGAGAUCAACCUGAUCAAUGAGUUUCUAGCAGACAUUGAUAACCGCAGGAGGCACAUGUGUCACUUUGUGUCUGGCCUUCAAGUGGCGGUCACCAGCAUUUUGUUUGCUGCUGUUCGCACUUUGGAAGGGAAGCAUUCAAAAGAAGGCAAGGAGACUAUACAGGAGGAGGAAGGUACCACCACACAGGCUUGUCCCAGAAAGAUGGAAGAAUCAUCAAAAAUGGAAGAGGAACAAAUGGACAACACUUUGACUGAAGACGAGGAAGCAUCAGAGAGCAACCUAUCCAGUGAACUGAUGAAGUCCCUUAACAACACACUAGGAGACCUUGAAGAAGCUGAGAAGAAGCUAAUUGAGAUGGACAGUCAGGAUCACACAGUUACAGAUGGUCAAUCAUCAGAACCUUGUUACCUGGACUUCAUGUAUGAAUUCCUAGCUGAUUUCCGCCUAAAACUGCAACAGUCUUGUGAAGAGUUCACCAGUUUGGAGUCCCAAGCACUGGCCUUGCUUGAAGAGAGAAAAGCCUUGCAAGACUUAAGUUUGCAAAUUGGAAACAGUCCCAGGAAAACAAUGAAACCUAAACACAACUCCUUGACCACUGUUGCUUCAGAUAUGGAGACAGUAGAUAAGAGUGAAGACAGUGCAAUUUCUGAGAUGAAAUUCACUCUCCCAAAAGAUAUGUAUCAGGAUAGCAUUCCCUUAGAUACGGUAGCUGCACGAAAAGACAUUGACUCAAAUGAUGGCGCUCCCUUCGAAACAAAAUCAAUAGUUCCACAGAAAGACAAAGACAAGGACACUGUUCCCAUAUGCACAAAUGAAACUCCCCAAAAUGAUACCACCAAGGACAACACUUCUCCAAACACACUGACAAAUAUUAAGCAAACUAAUGACACAGAUGUUCCUUCCCAUAAAACACCACCAAAAGCUAUCCCUGGAUCUACAACAGAAGACAGCCCUUGUGAUAGGAAGGAAUCUCCAGAACAAGUUGCCACAGAUGAGGAGUAUGACGGUCCAUCUCCUGUAGGGAUGAGGAGAAUGUUUGGUUCAUUUUCUGCAGAGCCCAAAAUUCCCCUCCCAUGUCCUUCUCCAACCAUAUCCGUAGAAAAUUCACCUGCAUUUUCCCCAUCACCUACUUCACUCCAUAUUGCAGAUUCACUUGCAAUGAAGUUAAAUAAUGAAGUUAGCCCCUCAGAUACAGUAAUUGCACAGAGAAACACUCACUCCAGUGGCAGCUCCCCGUCUGAAACAAGACCAACCAUUCCACAAAAAGAUGAAGGCAAAGUCAUCAUUCCCACAUACAUUUGUGCAACUUUAGAGAGAGAUAACAUCGAAAGGAAUGCUUCUCUAAACACACACAGAAACAUUACACAAACAAAUGACAUAAAUGCUCCUUCUAAUAAAACACCACCAAGAGAUACCUGCUCACCUACAGCAGCAGAAGAAAAUACAUGUGAUAAGAAAGAAGUUCCUGAACAAACUGAAGAAGUUUCCACUGAUGAGGAGUAUGACGGUCCAUCUCCUGUAGGGAUGAGAAGGAUGUUUGGCUCAUUUUCUCAAGAGCCCAAAAUUUCUUUACCACCAUGUUCUCCAACAUUAUCAGUUGAAAAUUCACUUGCAUUCUCCCCAUCACUUUCAAUCUCACUUGCACUAAAGCCAGAUCCUGAAGUCAGGUCCUCAGAUACAACAGAUGCACAAAAAGGAUGUGACAGCUCUCCCUCAGAAAUAAGAACACCCUUGCCACAAAAAGAUGAAGACAAGGACACUGUUUCCACACACAUGAGUGCAACUUCAGAAAAAGAUAACAUCAAGGGUGACAGGCCUCCAAGUACACAUACAAACAUUAAACAAACCAAUGACAGAGAUGUAUCUAAAAAAACACCUCCAAAAGAUGCCUAUUCAUCUACAACAACAGGAAAGAGUCCAUGUGAUCAAAAAGAAAUUUCUGAACAAACUGAAGAAGUUCCCAUAGAUGAGGACCAGAUCUUGAAAUCAGCCCCUCAGAUAAAAGCGAUGCACAAAAUGCAUGUGACAGCACUCCCUCAGAAACAAGAGUAA
Scylla paramamosain (green mud crab) is the source of this 2247-nucleotide messenger RNA. Its product is annotated as cell surface glycoprotein 1-like. Bases 142 to 2247 code for a protein of 701 amino acids. The record is from RefSeq and is a predicted model, not a curated record. NCBI's taxonomy places the organism in Eukaryota, Metazoa, Arthropoda, Malacostraca, Decapoda, Portunidae. The transcript has 7 exons.